GACGUGAGGUGUGUCGUUUAAAAGGUCGACCUUCCCGAUUGUCGGGACAUCGAGGUACGCCGCACCUCCUCGGCCGUGGCGGCGCGGACAGCGUGUCGCGUCUGCGCGGUCGGCUGCGGCGGAGGUCACACACGGGCGGGUGUUUUCCGAAGGCGCUGUAUACAGCCUCCAUGUACUUUUAUGGUAGAACUGUUUAGAUGAACAUAUAAUACAAAAUUGAAUUACGCUCUUAAACCAAAUUUAAAACAAAUUUAAAAGAAGGUAGUGGUUAAUAAUAUCAUACACAACGAAGAACUUUGAAAAGAAAAUUCCUUCUUGCAUACGCCUCGGGGUUUAUAUAUCAAGAGGAUAAAGAAUAGUUGUUUAGAACUGACUAUUCCGGGAAUCCUUGAUAUGAUUUCUUGGACAUUCGCCAUUGCAUUUUUUCACCGUUUUUCGCUCGCUCAAAUAUCGUCGUUGUCCUUUGCACGACGAGAAGACUGGGUGCCAGUUCAGAGCGUUGCGCUCAGAGGCUGUACCGCGCUAGAAGCACUAGCGAGCGUCGCUUCUACCAACUCGCCCCUCUCCCCCCCCCCCCUCCCCCCCGUUUUAUCACAUAAACAUCACUGGCUAAGCGUUCUACUUAAUUUAUUUCGAUAAAAUGUCACGCAUGUGUUGAUACUGGUCGCUCGACUGACAUUUCACAGCUCGCAAAUAACGUUUAGUAACUAUUUGGUGACAUAAUUUGCUGCCGAACAUCAACGCGCUGUCUUGAUAAAUUUACAGGAAUAAUCCUUAAAUAAUAGUGUUUACAAGGAAAUUAAAUAACAGAUUUGACGUAUGAUACCGAGCCUUAAAUGCACUACAAAAUAUUUACAGCAAGCUUUGGCUGGAUAUUUAAAUCAGAAAUCCGAGUUGGUGGGAAUUGUACUACUUAUUGCAGCGUGCUUUUCCGUGAUGAUUAGAGACCUGAAAAAUUCGCGGAUUCAUUUAGUGUUAUGCUAAAAUUCCAAUAAUUAUACCUCAGUAAUGCUUCUGCCAUUGGUUCACUGUUAAUCUGGAGGACUAAGGGCCAAUUAGAGACCCUCACUCAUACAAGUGUUGAAUCACAGUCCACCCAGUCGAGACGACUCACAAGUCAGCAGCCAAUGUACAGGUGGCAUUUGCCCGAGUGUGUAGAGGAUAUUGGAGUCUAUCCUGAAGGUCAUUAAACCUGCGAAUUUUUCCGUUCUCUAGUGAUGAUAGACCAACUUUGUAGAAGUUACACAUUGGCAUUUCUGUUCAGAAAUCAUUUCAUACAUCCCCAAAUAUAUAAAAGCGCGACAUAAAGGUAUCAAGUGACGUAACAAAGAUACUUAAGCCGUAAAAAAAAACACUAGAAAUAUAUGGAUUUGCAAAUUCAAAAAAAUCCCGAAGGUACACGAAGACAAGUAUCCGGGCGUGUACGAUAGUAUUUGUGAACUGUGUUUCCCUCGUGCCGCCUUCGCAGCGACUGGUUGGCAACACUGCUCCCGCGAGGAAUUCGGUUCUGGUGCGGGCGAACACGUGCGUGUGCGAGGAGCGGGGAAGCCUACAACUCACGUAGUUUCGGUUCCCUGCAAGAAUUUCCGAAGAUUUCCGAAGUUUUGCGUUUUGGUACUAACGCCACUUCAGCCGCUAAAUCAGAAGUUUCCAAUGAAAACAAGCAUGUUGUGACUGACCUAACCUAACCCUGAGAUUUUUUUAAUUUCAAUUUUUGAGAGAAAUCCGAAGUUGCACGAACGUGGUAGGGAACCGAAACUCCGUGAGUUGUAGGCUUCCCGAGCGAGCGUGUGUGGCUCUGGCAAACUUCCGCCCCGCGGGGGGUGAAGCUUCCUCCCACCCCUUGACACGGGAAAGGGGGGGGGGUAAACCAGACGCGCCAGGAAUUCCGCGCAUAGCUUCGUUUCCCCACUCCCCCACUCCAUGUGCCUUUUCGCUCGGAUGUCGCAACACACUCGCUGCCAGCCAAGGCCCGAGGCGUCCCUGCCUGUGACGCCACCGGCCCCAUUAGACAGUCUCGUUCACCCCCCGACCCACGAGUCCCGGCCGGCUUUGUGUGUUCGCGGUACAGUUUUAAGGGGGGUUCAUUACGCUCCAGGUCAUGAGUUCAUAUUUGGAUGGUGUUAUGCACAAAUGAGUUAACCAACAAAAGGAACAAAAAAAGUUAUUGAAAUAACUGUGUAGGUAAAAUGACACUUUUAAUUGAGCUAAAUUUUUUUAACCGACAUUCCUUGCUACUAUGCCAUCUUGCGACCAAACAUUCAACGCACUGCCAGAUUGUGUGUUCAACUUUGAGCUCAAUUUACUCCGUUGAAAAUGUUUGUGGGUUGAAACAUUUUUACAUAACACCGUCCAUUUACGUUUAACACGGUUGAAACAUUUAGUUUUUUCUUUGUGGCCGAACUUCAAAAACAAUAUAUAUCGCAUAAGCUCUGCAUAAUUAGCUGGCAUAGUUUAAUUUUUAAUAUAUUUUUGCAGUAUGGAUAAGGAGAACAAAAUUGAAUAAAUAAUUGAAAUUGUUGGGUUUAAAGGCAAUGCUGGUGUAUACUGCGUUGUAUUUUUUAAAAUUCUUUAAGAAAAAUCUAUUUAACCUUUAAAAUCAUAAAAUUUAAAGGAUUCAAAAAGGCUAUGUAAAAAUAAAUCUUUUUUCUGAUUGAAACUAAACCAUAUCGCACAGUAUCAAGUAAACUUAAUUUAAACCUAAAAAAAAAAGUUUCCGUUUUACAUUCAGUUUCAUUUUCCUUAGAUUCUGUUGACAGUUUUAUUGCAAUUUUAGUCCUUGCCAGUGGCUAUACAGGGGAUUUGUAGCAGACUGGCACUUUUAACUUGAGAAGUUUCCUUAAUUUUUCAAUUUAAUUCUUCUCUACCUUGUAAAUUUUUCUGUUGUGUUCUAUAGCAAUAAGAUUGCGUUUUCGUUUAAAUUCUCAAGACUAACACACAAGAGUUUAUUUAUUUAUUUAUUUAUUUAUUUAUUUAUUUAUCGUCUUUGUUGGUGGAGAAGUUAAGGCCUUCUCUUGCACUUAACCACUUUUCUGCAAUUACAUCAAAGAGUUUAAUAUUAAAAACUAAGCAUGAUAUAGACUAAAUAUUAAGCGAACAAAUUAAAAUUUUAACUUAAUUUUUAAAUAUUAACUAUUGCAAAAGAUUAUACCAUAACUAAUUUAAAUUAAUUAAAAACUAAGCAUAGCCAUACAUACAAACAAACAAAGGAAAGUAAUUAAACAUACAGCAAAUAGUAUUUAAAAAAAAUAGGAGCUACUACAUUAAAACCAGUCACUCGCACAUUCACACACAGAAUCAAGCAGUAGGGUAGCAGCGAAGUGGUCAUGGUAAGCAGUUGUUACAAAGAUAUUUUUUCAGCCUGUACUUAAAGGAUGCUAGAUUUUUUGUUUGCCUUGUCGCUUGGUCUAGUUUAUUCCAGAGCCUGCUACUCACGGUUGCAAAAGAUCCCGACAGACAUUUGGAUGAGUGCACUGGGUAGAUAGCAUUGGGUUGCGUGUGGAUCGCGUGUCAUGGCUAUGGUAACUAUGUAGGUAAUUAAUACUGGCUGACAUAUAAUGAGGUGAUACCUGCUGCAGCACUUUAUAAGCAAGGAUAAGUAUGUGCAUUUUGCGUCUUUGUGCGAGAGUGAGCCAUUUUAACUGCUGGUAGUAUUGGGUUAGAUGAUCACGUAAUUUAAGGUUAAAAAUGUAUCUUAGGCAACAGUUUUGGAGCUUCUGUAGUCGCUUAGCUAGUUUAUCAGUUAGAUCAGGAAAGAGGACAUCGCAGUAAUCAAAGUGGGGCAUAAUUAAUGUUUGAACAAGCAUGGUUUUAAUACUAAGGGCCGGUUUCACCAGUCGAGUUGAAAAUCCCGAUGAUGUUAUCGAGAUAAAAAGUUAAUCUUCCAUUUCUAUCUCGAUAAAGUUAUAUGUGUUUCACCACAUAUUAUCUUUCUCUGAGAAAAUCGAGAUAAGUUUAACUCGAUCUUCUGAAAUUAUCGCGAUUUUCUGUUUGUAAACACCUUUCGUUAUCAAAGUUUGGCUAGAAAUUUCGUAGGCUACUAUGGCGAGCCAAGGCUGUAAUUUGUCAAAGAAGCAGAGAAAUAAAAAUACAUCGCAGCAGGAGAAAUACAUUCUUUUAGAUUUAGUAACUGAACAUUUCAAUAUCAUUGAAAAUAAAAAAACAGAUGGUGUUUCACAGCAACAAAAAAUGAAGCAGUGGCAAAUACUUGCAGAUACUUUCAAUUGUAUGUCUGGAGAACAUCACAGGACUGCAGAAAAUUUAAAAGCGGUGUGGGAGAAUCUCAAAAAGCACACGCGAAAGACUUCUGCUGAUCAACGAGUUCAAGUAUUAACUGGAACAGGUGGAGGUCCUUCAAAAACAGUUAGUAAGGAUCCCAUUUGUGAGAGAGUGCAGAGCCUAAUCAAACCGACUAUCGAUGGUGCCAAGAAUCCCUUCGAUUCAGAUUCAGAUGCAAUAAUAUUACCAUUUGAUGCAUCAAAUAGGCCUACUGAUGAGGAUGACAGCAUUCAACUGGAUGUCGGAGCAGAAGUGGAUGUUUCUUUCGUGGAGACGGCAGAGACAGUAACUCUUCCAAAUGGCGACUGGACGCAUUAUACUCCAGCCAUGCUCAGCAGUCCUGUGUGUUCUGCCCUUCGACACUCCAAUAACAACUCGGCUAUCACAAACACAGUGCAGACCAAUACUACUGAUUCAUGCAGUGCAAGUAGUGGGAAGGCAAUGCCUCCUAGCAGUAGGGGAAAUGCUUCAGUGCAAUCUCCCUUUACUAGCAAGCGGCGACCAACCCCGGCCACCAAAGUGAAAGAAGUAAGUGCUGUCAAUGCAGCAAAAAUCGAACUAAUUGAACUUGCAAAAAAACAUGCAAUCGAGGAAAAAGAAGUUAUGAAAGAAAUCUGGGAACUGCGGUUACAACAAGAACGAGAAAAAGUAAAGCAGGAAAAGCUGCAAACUGAACUUUUAUCUUUACAAAUCUUGAAAAUAAAGAAAGAACUAGAACAUUUGCAGUAAUUUAAUUGUUCUUAUGUAUUAAACAUUUGCUCAACUAUCAUGACAUAAUUGUUAUAUAUUACAUGUAUAUUUACAAAGUGAUAUUCAUUGUGCCUAUUAACAAACAGUUUCAAGUACAAAUGUUAAGAAUUAUAUAAAA
Bacillus rossius redtenbacheri is the source of this 5146-nucleotide messenger RNA. RefSeq names its product myb/SANT-like DNA-binding domain-containing protein 3. The record is from RefSeq and is a predicted model, not a curated record. Bases 4042 to 5007 code for a protein of 321 amino acids. Lineage: Eukaryota; Metazoa; Arthropoda; Insecta; Phasmatodea; Bacillidae. The transcript has 3 exons.